This is a messenger RNA of Hibiscus syriacus, 2033 nucleotides long. Its product is annotated as protein IQ-DOMAIN 14-like. The record is from RefSeq and is a predicted model, not a curated record. Gene Ontology annotation, molecular function: protein binding. Lineage: Eukaryota; Viridiplantae; Streptophyta; Magnoliopsida; Malvales; Malvaceae. The transcript is spliced from 6 exons. Bases 383 to 1972 code for a protein of 529 amino acids.
GUGGCCAAAGAAAAUGAAAAAAGUUGGACACUUUCAUACCUUACAAAAGGAGAAAGAAAAAGAGGUUGAAGAAUUUGUGUUUCCUAAGUUAAUAAACAUUACAGUAGUAAGUUGAAGGAAACAAAAUAUAAACUCCCGGAUCCUUGUGUUUGAUUAAAAAAAGGCUACGAAGAAUAAGAAAUGAUAAUAUAAACAACUAUGUUGUAGAGGAUACAAGACGGAGUCUAGAGACAGAAAAAAAGGGUUCUUUGCAGAAUAUGGAAUUUUGGAGCUCUUCACUGAAGAUUAGACCGGCAAUUUAGCCCUUACACGACUGGACCAGCUGGUUUUUUGGUUAUUCUGUUUCUUCGCAUGGCCAGACCAACAAAGUAAUGCUGGCAGUAUGGGAAAGAAAGGAAGUUGGUUUUCUGCAAUUAAAAGGGUUUUCAUACCACGCUCCAAGGAAAAUCCAAGUAAUGAAUCGGACAAAAGAAGUGGUAAAGAAAAGAAGAAGAAAGGCCUCAGAAAAUUAAGGCGUGGAGAAACCGAUUCCUUUACUCCCCUCUUCAGAGAGCCCAGCAGUAUUGAAAAAAUUCUUGGGGAGGCUGAAAGAGAGCAUAAGAUAGUAUUCAGGCCUCCGACGCCUCCAGAGCAUCCUCCGGCACCGCCUUUUGUGGCUCAUAAAGCUUCUUCUUCUCCGCAUGGUCCUUCUCAGAGGAUUGCCUCUCCAAGGAUUGCUUCCCCUCCACGUGCUCCUUCUCCACCGUCACUUCCACGCGUUGCCUCUCCUGAAGCAUCUCCACCCAAGGUCAUCCGUCCUCGACCAGAACCAACUUUAAGGAACCACCAUGCUUCUGCUACAAAAAUUCAAGCAGCCUAUAGAGGUUACAUGGCAAGGAGAAGUUUUCGAGCUUGGAAAGGCCUUGUGAGGCUUCAAGGAGUUGUAAGAGGUCAGACUGUGAAACGACAAACUACAACUGCAAUGAAGCAUAUGCAGCUUUUGGUGCGAGUUCAGUCUCAGAUUCAGUCUCGUCGGAUCGAGAUGUUAGAAAACCAAGCACGACAACAGGCUCGAUUUAAGAACGAUAAAGAAGUGGAGAGUGCCUUGGGUAAAUUGACCUUUGGCCAGGCGUGUGAGGCAGGAAAUGAAGACUGGGACGAUAGUCUGCUAACGAAAGAAGAAAUCGAGGCAAGAAUGCAGAGAAAGGUAGAGGCAGUCAUCAAGAGAGAAAGAGCCAUGGCCUAUGCACAUUCCCACCUGUUAUGGAAAACUACUAUGAAAUCAGUUUACGCAGGCGUAUCAGACAUUCGCACUCGCGGACCAUGGUGGUGGAACUGGUUAGAGCGUCAGCUAUCUUCUAGAAAUGCUCCUGAAGGUCAAAGCAUGAAGGAUUUCAAACUUACACCAACAAGGCCAAAUUCCGAAUUGAAGCCUAGUCCAAAACUGCCAUCGAGCAGCAAGCAACAUCAGUUUAUGUUCGACAAUAUGGACACACCUACACCUAAAUCUACGAGGUCGACCAUGCUUCCGACUACAGGACCUAUGCAAACUCCUAGUAGAAUCCUACAAGAAAGCAGUUCAGCAUUGUCGAAAUAUUCAAGACCAAGAGCUAGUGGAGUGGAUUCACAAUUUGACUUGCCCUUGAAGGACGAUGACAGCCUUACUAGCUGCCCUCCGUUUUCAGUUCCAAAUUACAUGACACCCACAGUUUCAGCCAAAGCCAAAGCAAGAGGCAACAGCAACACGAACGGUGUGUUCGUGGGGACACCGGGAAGCGAGGCGUCGAAGAGGAGGCUUUCGUCAUCUUUGACUCAAGGGAUAGGAUCAUUCAAGUGGAGCAGAGGGUCUUCGUUUUCCGGCAAGGAUCAUCCAAGCACUCAAAGGGGUUUAGAUAAGAACCAAUCACUUCACUCUAUGGGUAAUUUUAGUGUGGAUUCAACCGUUUCAAUGCCUGCAACUGUUGGAAGAAAGCCAUUUAACCGAUUUGUUUGAUCUUUUUAUUUUUCUUAUUUCUUUUGAACAUUUGAUUACUUCAUUUUGUUGUUUAUCUUAU